CUCUCUUUCUCUCUUUCUUUAUUCCUACUCAUUAUCAUGGUUAACACUCGUAGUUCAUCUAGAAUUGUAAACAAGGCCAAGGCUGAACAAUCAAGAGUGACAAGAAGAAAGAUGCUUACGGAAGAACUCGUCUCUGACAAUGAUUUUCAAGACCCAAUAAUUGGCCCUACUGAAAGCACCAUGGCUCUUAGGAGAAGUCCUAGAAAGCGCUUGAGAACAAGUACGAGCAGUACAAGCCUUAGUAGUACCAGUACUUCUGUUAGUGCUGCUAGCCCUCGCAAGACCCGUAGUCGUCAAACGAGUGUUAUCAUUGAAUCUCAAGCUCACAAACAAGAAAGUGAUGAAGAAGAGAGCGAUGAAGAAGAAAUUAAUCCUUCGACUGCUGCUUCUUUCGAUAGUGACGAAGAAGAAACUAUAGAUAGUGGUAUCGUAACUGCUAGUGAACAACCAUCCGAUUCCGUAGCAGAUUCCUUAGAGCCUGAGUCUGAGUAUGAAUUCGCGCGACUUGAAUCUCAAGAUGAGCAGUACCAGUUAGAGGAAACCCAAGAGCCUGAAACAGAAUUCAGUCAGUCCGCUCAAACUUCGUCUUCAUCAUCUGACGAAGAAGAAGAAGAACAAUUGGCGGCUACGCGGAGGCGAAGAUUUGUAAGAAGACAAAGAGAUCCAGUGUAUGAGCGCAGCAGAAACCAUGUAUUAAAGCAUCAUCCUGAACUCAAGACUGUCUGGGAUGACCUCAAGAAUACCGAAAAGGCUCAUAUUGAACCUAUUGAGCAACCAAAAGAACUAUCUUUGCCUCUUUUACCUUUCCAAAAGUAUGGUGUUGGUUGGAUGAUACAACAAGAGUCUGUCAAUACGGAUGAAAUGGGUAUGGGUAAAACCAUUCAAACAAUCUCUCUCCUUUUAAGUGAUAAAAAGAAACCAAGUCUUGUUGUUGCACCAACCGUGGCUGUUAUGCAAUGGAAACGCGAAAUUGAGACACACACAAAUAACGCGCUUUCUGUUCACUUAUUUCACGGCAGCAAACGAACAAAUAAAGUAGAAGACUUACAGAAAUACGAUGUUGUAUUGUCUACUUAUUCCGUGGUUGAAAGCUGCUUUAGACGUCAAGAGUAUGGCGUGAAGCGCAUGGUGCGCGGUAAACCUGCGCUCGUCAAGGAAAAGUCUGUUCUUCAUAAGGUAGAUUGGCACCGUAUUAUUCUUGAUGAAGCACACAACAUCAAAGAUCGUGCAUGUAAUACAGCUAGAGCAGUGUUUAAUUUAAAAGCCAAUUACAGAUGGUCCUUGACAGGUACGCCACUCCAAAAUCGAGUAGGUGAGCUCUAUUCUUUAAUCCGUUUUAUGCAAGCAGAUCCAUACGCCUACUACUACUGCAUGAAUUGCCCCUGUAAGCAGAUCAAUUGGAAGUUUUCAAACAAAAAAGAGUGUGACGAAUGCGGACACAGACCAAUGAACCACAUGUGCUGGUGGAACAAUGAGGUUCUGAAGCCAAUUCAAAGUAACGGAUAUAUCGGUGAUGGUCGCAUAGCUAUGGAAAAACUUGGACUACUCCUUGACAGGGUCAUGUUGAGAAGAACUAAAGUGGAAUGUGCUGAUGAUCUUGGCUUACCUCCUCGUACGGUGAUGGUUCGAAGAGAUAUUUUUAGUGAAGAAGAGGAAGAUAUUUACCGUUCAUUAUAUUCCGAUGUGUCACGUCAAUUUGCCACUUAUGUUGAACAUGAUACUGUGCUCAAUAACUAUGCUAAUAUCUUUGAAUUGCUCACCAAGAUGCGUCAAUGUGCUGAUCAUCCAGACCUUGUUACCAAAAAGGCGUCAGAUGCCCAGCAACUUGUAUGCAUGCUUUGUAAUGAUCCUCCUGAAGAUGCUAUCUCUGCUGCUUGUAAACAUGUAUUCUGUAGAGAGUGCUGCAUUCAAUAUUAUAGUAGCUUUGAUGAUUCAGAGGGUGAAGUGCCCAAAUGCCCAUCCUGUUUUGCAAACUUCUCAGUUGACUUGUCACAAGAACCUAUCCAGUUAGAAGGGAGUAGUGGAACCAAUGGUAACUAUUCUAGAACCAGUAUUGUAAACCGCAUCAAUAUGGACAAGUGGAGAAGUUCUACCAAGAUUGAGGCGCUUGUUGAGGAACUUUCUAAACUUCGUCGUGAAGACAAAACGAUCAAGAGUAUCUUUGUUAAUUUCCUUGACCUUGUCUAUUGGAGAUUGUCUCGUGCAGGAUUUGAAUGUAUUCGACUGGAUGGUACCAUGUCUCCUGCUCAACGUGAUGCGGCUAUUCAUCAUUUCAUGACUAAGCCGACAUGCACCGUAUUUCUUAUUAGUUUAAAAGCCGGUGGUGUAGCAUUAAACUUAACAGAAGCAAGCCGAGUCUUUAUUUGUGAUCCUUGGUGGAACCCCGCUAUGGAUCGUAUUCAUCGAUUAGGACAGCGUCGACCCAUUCGAAUUACGCGAUUGAUUAUAGAAAAUAGUAUAGAAAGUCGUAUUGUUCAGUUACAAGAAAAGAAGACAGCGUUAGUCGAAAGUACAGUUGGUAAAAAUUCAAAGGCUCUUGAUCGAUUGUCUGUUGAGGAUUUAAGAUUUCUUUUUGUCAUGUGAGAAGAGGACAAAGGAUGAUAAUAAUAAUAAUAUUAAUAAAAAAAAGGCCAUGAAAAAUUUUCAUAUGAAACGCUUUGGAC
This is a messenger RNA of Rhizopus microsporus ATCC 52813, 2663 nucleotides long. RefSeq lists its product as uncharacterized. Gene Ontology annotation, molecular function: metal ion binding; ATP-dependent chromatin remodeler activity; ATP binding. The transcript is spliced from 15 exons. The record is from RefSeq and is a predicted model, not a curated record. Bases 37 to 2583 code for a protein of 848 amino acids. NCBI's taxonomy places the organism in Eukaryota, Fungi, Mucoromycota, Mucoromycetes, Mucorales, Rhizopodaceae.